Stylonychia lemnae is the source of this 2718-nucleotide messenger RNA. The record is from the annotation of a GenBank genome assembly. NCBI's taxonomy places the organism in Eukaryota, Ciliophora, Spirotrichea, Sporadotrichida, Oxytrichidae.
AUGGAAGAAUUCACCAACACCUCCCUUAAAAAUGUAGAAAUUACUUAGUAAUUCCUCAACUUGCCUGCAGAGUACUACUUAAAUCCUAUUACUGUUAAUUUUUCAUUUCCUAUUGCAGAUGUUGUUGUUUAAUCAGCUAAAAGUUCAAUUUUUAACUCUCCAAGAUUAAGUUAGGCAGUCUCGAUGAGAGGCCAUAGAAAUGACAGUAAUUCUGAAAUUGAUCGACGAAGAGAGCUUGAUAAUAUGAAAUAAUUAUCCGAGAUACUAGAAAUGCCUAAGAUAGAAGAUAAAUAAGAGGAAGAAAAAAUUGAGGAUUUUAAGGAUGAGAUAUAAAUUACUUAAGAUUAAUUAAUAAACAGUUAGAUUAAUUAAGAUAAUGAAGAGAUCAACAAAUUAAUUGAACAGAAGUACUAGGAGAGAUUAAUAAAAGCAUAAAAACAAUUAGAAAUGGAUAAAAUGAGAGCGCAGCUAAUUGAAAAUAGAACUAAAAAGGAUCAAACAAUUGUAGUUCAAGAUAAAGCAUAACAUAAUGAAAGUCAGCAAAGUAAAGAACCUGUCUCUAAAUAAGUUCAUGCUCUAUCAAGGAAAGUUUCAGUAAAAUAAGAAAAGCAAGAGAAUGAUUAAAUAAGUCAAAUCAUUGAAGAUUAAAAAUUAAACUUAAAAGCUGAAUAGGUUAUUGAGGAAGUUUCCCCAAAUUAAGUAUAAAUGAAUACAAUAGUUCAGAAAGAAGAAUUAAAAUAAUAAACAUAAAUUUCUGUUUAAAGUAAUCAAAGAUCUGCUGUUUAAUUAUAAAAGUUUGCAGAUGAGGAAAAAAAAUUAAUAGAAAAAUUAGAAGAAAAAAUAAUGCAAAAGGAUUCUAUUGACAAAAAAACUGAAAAUUAGCGAAUGGAAAAUGAAUUUAAAUCUUUGAGUAAUCAUCAUUUGCAAAAUGUUUAAAUAAUUGUUGGAUAAGAAGAUUAAAGUAUCUUGCCUCAAUUGAAUAGUUCAAUGAAUGAGUCGGGUGAUUAAGAAAACAAUUUGUAGUAAUUGUAAACAACUCGUCAUUUCAUAUAAAAUUAAGGAACAAAUUUGGCCAUUGUAUAGAAAGAGCAAGAGUCUUCAUAGGAUAUUGAAGAAAAUCUAGUCACUCAGCAAUAAUAAUUAUAAAUCAUAAAUACUAAGGAUGUCAAAUCUAUAAAAGGUCAGGCUGAAAAUAUAUAGAACUAAAGGUUAGUUGACAAUUAAGAAAUCUUUGAAGCAGAUAGAUAAGCUUUCUAGCAACAAAAAAGAUCACCCAAUUUACUAAACAAAACUUUCAAGGAAUCCACCCUACCUUAGUAGCUUUAAAAAGGUAAUACGACUACCACUUAAUUUGGUACAAAUGAGUCACUAAUAAGCAAAAGAAGCAGUAUGAAAAUUUAAUAAUAAAGUGACCUGCAAUCAUCAUAAAUGUCAGAAUUAAGUAAGAAGCUCUAAGAAUUAUUUGAUGAAAAUGAAAAUCUGCGAUUUGAAAAUGAAUCUCUAAAGUAGGAUAUUGAAGCAAUUAAACUAGAUUUACAAGGAUCACAAAUGGAUAGUGAUCAACUUAGAUAGGAACUUAUGAUAAUUCAGCAUAGUUAGAAAAAGAAAAAGGAUAAUGACAAAGGAAGUGUUGAAAGAAGUGGGCUGCCAUCAUCUGUGGAACGUUUAACAGAUGAACAUGCACUGUAUAUAAAAGAAAAGGAGUUGUAGAACAUGCAUUAGAAACUCAACAUUCUUAGAAAGGAGAAUGAGAAUUUGAAGAAGAAUAAUAUAUCUUUCGGCGGGGCCUUUCCUAGUAUCUCAGAUCUGCAUUCAGAAGUUGCAAGCAAAAAUAGGGAAAUAUUAGAGUUAAAAUAAACUAAUGCCAAACUUGAGCGUCUUAUCCAUAAAAUUAACAACAAUCAGAAUCAUAGUGGACUUAUCUCUUAGGAGUAAAUUAUGCAGCAGACGAUUGAAAAUCUCUCUGGCUAAUUAAGAGAGUCUAAGGAGCAAAAUUAAGUUUUGCUGACUAGAAUCCUAAAACUAGAGAAAGGUAGGGAGAAAUUAAUGAAAAAGCUGCAAAACUAUGACGAGAAAAAAAAUGGGGUGACUUCAAUUCUAAAUGCUAACAGAGCUAAUAAUCAUAAUGAAAAUGAAAUGAUAUUGAGAUUGGAAUUGUCUAAUGUUCUUAAUGAAAAAGAAAAGAUAGCCAAAUAAAAGGAUGAAAUGUUGAUAAGACAUAGAAAAGACUAAAUAUACACGGAUAAGAAAGUUAAAAGUAUGGAGUCAUAACUUGAUGAGUAGAAAUAAGAAAUUGCUAGUCUUAGAAAAACUAGAUUUAAGUUCAAGUGUAGAUCGGAGCUCAAAUAAUCCAGUCAACCAGAGUUUGAAUUUCUUAAAAAUUUAAGAAAACCGUUCUCAUCUAGAGAGAGACAGAGAUACACAUACUACUAAUUAUAUUAAUUUGAAAUUGUCUCUAAAUCAAGACUAAAUGCUGAGAGAAGAGGAUUAAUGAGUACCAAGAAUGUAUUAAACUAAGGGAAAAAUUCUACUUUAAGCACAGUAAGAAAUGGCAUUUAAACUGCAGUUUCCAAAAAUGAAAGUUUGCCACAGCUCAGUAAUUUAGAUAUGAGGGAUGAAGAUAGCAUAAGUAGCAGCAACAGAAUUCAUUUAAAUGCCGAUAAAAGCCACUCUGAUCUUGCUAAUGAUCACUAAUAAGACGGAGAUGUCUUACAUUGA